Molecule: messenger RNA, 999 nt
Organism: Symsagittifera roscoffensis
Lineage: Eukaryota; Metazoa; Xenacoelomorpha; Acoela; Convolutidae
Exons: 2
Coding region: 1-999 (332 amino acids)
Molecular function (GO): oxidoreductase activity, acting on CH-OH group of donors
Source: RefSeq, a predicted model, not a curated record
AUGGGCUCGGCGGCAUUUAUUCUCGGUGAAUAUGCGUCGCAGUCGGCAGUCGACCCUGUCGACGAAACCGAGGAACAACCAAUGGGAACCCGAAGGUUCGUCAUCAAGGAACAGCGCAUUUGUCGUCGUCUUGUGUUCGACGAAAAUGAGCCGACAAAGAUUCGAUACGCAGUGGUUGAAAAUCUGUUGCAUGGAACGUCCAUGAAUGUUCAUGCGACCCAAUUUGUAAUUUGUGGGGGCACUGUUUUGGGCGCACAGCUGCUGUAUGCGUCAAACAUUCGUCCAGAAGCUCUAGGCAGAUAUUUGACUGAACAGCCUUUGGCCUUCUGCCAAGUUGUUUUGAGCAGAGACAAAAUCGAGUCAAUUCGGGAGGAUCAAAGAUUCAAGAAGGACCUCGAUAUCCAUCAAGAACUUCAUCCAAAUGAUCCGGUUCCGAUUCCACUGAAUGACCCAGAUCCCCAAUGCUGGAUCCCUGUGAGUUCUGGACGACCAUGGCACUGUCAAAUUCACCGGGAUGCUUUCGCGUUCGGUGACACUGCUCCACAUAUCGACCAGCGACUAGUCGUCGACUUCUGGUGGUUUGGUCUGGUGAAACAGGUCCCCGAGAACCGAGUGACAUUUUCGGACAAGAAUCAUGACAUAUUCGGGAUGCCUCAAUCGACAUUUCAUUUCGAGGAGUCAACCGAGUUUGCCGACCAGAAUCACGACAUGCUGCACGACAUGGUACGCGCUACUAAGGAACUCGGCGGGUACCUUCCUGGGAGCUACCCGCAGUUUAUGCAACCCGGUACCUCGCUGCACAUGCACGGGCAUACUAGAAUCGGAGAGGAUCCAAAAACUUCAGUCGCUGAUCGGAACUCCAAAGUAUGGGAUACUGAUAACCUCUGGAUUGGAGGCUGCGGCUGCAUUGACACGGCUAUCGCAUGCAAUCCUACCCUCACUGCUUGUGCUCUGGCCAUUAAGGCCGUAAAUGACAGCAUGUUGGCUCCUAACGAAUAG